AUGGUAGAGAAAGUAGCCCUUGCAAUCAUAACAGCAGCACGUCGCCUACGACCAUACUUCCAAUCACACACGACCAUCAUCAAAACGGACCAUCCCAUACAAAAAAUCCUGCAAAAACCUGAUUUAGCUGGUCGGCUAUCCUCCUGGGCCAUCGAACUGUCAGAAUUUACUAUCCACUACGAACCGCAUGGACCCAUCCGAGCACAAUGCCUGGCAGACUUCGCCAAUGACCUUCAAGAGCAAGCCCCCUAUGACACCUGGUGGACCAUGCACGUAGACGGCUCCUCAAACCCGCUAGGAGCCGGCGCCGGAAUAGUACUAGAAGGACCCGGCAACGUCCUCAUAGAACAAUCUCUACGUUUCACCUUCAAAACAUCCAACAAUCAAGCUGAGUACGAGGCCAUCAUCGCCGGCCUCAAUUUAGCACAAGACGUCGGCGCACGUAAACUCCUGUGCAAGACAGACUCAAAGCUCACCGUAGGACACCUCAACGGUGAGUACCAAAUCAAAGAUCCCACCCUCGCACAAUACUACCACAUGGUAGUAUCCCUGACCGAGCACUUCGACACUUUCCAGAUUCAACACGUCCCACGAAGCGACAAUACCCGGGCAGACAUUCUCUCAAAGCUCGCCAGUACCAAAAAGAAAGGUCGUUACAAGUCACUCCUCCAGCACACCCUAACCACACCCUCCAUUGAGCAACAAAACCAAUGCUUAAACAUUACUACCACCAACACCUGGAUGGAGCCUUUCAUCAGAUACUUAGAAGCAGGAGUCAUCCCACCAAACGAGGAAAAAGGAUGGAUGCGGAAAGCGGCGCGAUACACCCUAAUUGGGGGUGAACUAUUCAGAAGAGGCUUCAGCAAGCCCCUGCUCAAGUGCAUAACUAAGGAAAAAGCUGACUAUGUCAUACAAGAAAUACACCAAGGCAUCUGCGGCUACCACUCAGGACCCAAAACCAUGGCCGCCAAGAUAUUACGCGCCGGAUAUUACUUGCCCACAAUGGAAGAAGACUGCACCACGUACGUCCAAAAAUGCGUCCAAUGCCAAAAGCACGGACCGAUUACACACAUGCACCAAGAAGAAUUGCACCACGUCUCCUCACCAUGGCCAUUCUCAAAAUGGGGGAUGGACAUAAUCGACCCUUUUGCAGCAGGGAAAGGCCAAGUCAGGUUCCUCCUUGUCGCGGUCGAGUACUUCUCCAAGUGGAUCGAAGCAGAGCCAUUAGCCACCAUCACGGCCAACCAAAUAAACGCCGACUGCCUGGCCACACACCUCGAUCUCCUUUACGAGACAAGGGAAAAGGCACGAAUCCAGGACUUAGCGACCAAGUUGAGGGCAGCAAGAAGGUACAACUCCAAGCUGAAACCGCGUUCUUUUCACAAAGGAGACCUCGUGUGGAGGAUGGCUAGCAAAGCCCGCAAGCACGAAGGCAAGUUCUCGCCCAACUGGGAAGGACCUUUCCGAGUACUUAAAGAGGUCGGCAAGGGAGCCUAUCGCCUGGAAAAACUAUCCGGAGAGCCGCUUCCCAACACUUGGAACAUCUCCCACCUCAAAUUCUAUUUUAGCUGA
Molecule: messenger RNA, 1572 nt
Organism: Vigna unguiculata (cowpea)
Lineage: Eukaryota; Viridiplantae; Streptophyta; Magnoliopsida; Fabales; Fabaceae
Source: RefSeq, a predicted model, not a curated record